AUGGAUGAUAAUGAUAAUCAUGAAGCAUUACUCAAUUCACCGUUAAUAAAGAAUAAAAUUUGUCGUCCACGUUUGGUCGCUAAAGAUGGUCGCUGUGUACUGCGACAAAUUGGAAUGCCUCAUCCAUGUCGAUCUGUUUACAAGAAUUGGUUCCAUUUGGUGAUCGAAUGUAGUUGGCGAAUUAUUUUGUGUGUUUUUGCUAGCGGUUUUAUUAUUACUUGGAUCAUUUUUGCUCUAAUUUAUUAUCUUACUAUACUGCCCGACCAAUCAAUUAGAAAGAAAGAGAAUGAGCAGUGUAUUGCAAAUGUUUACGAUUUUAAGACUGCCUUCCUAUUCAGUUUGGAAACACAACAUACUAUUGGUUAUGGAUUUCGAUAUGUAACAGAUGCAUGUUUACCGAUUGUUUUUAUCUUAUCAUUGCAAUGUAUUGCGGGUGUUUUCAUGCAAACAAUGUUAAGUGGCAUUGUUAUUGCUAAAUUGUUGCGUCCAAAAAAACGAAAGCAGGAAAUGCGAUUUUCUCAGGUAGCAGUAAUCGAUCCAAUGAGUGAUACGGAUGGAAGACCGAUAUUGAUGAUACGAAUUGCUGAUAUACAAAAUAAUUUGUAUAUUGCUGAGCCACAUGUUCGAUUAUACAUAGCAACUUCAAAAAUAAAUAAAAAAGGUGAACGGGAAUUGGCUGAUUUUAAAGAUAUGGAUGUUGGCUAUGAUGCUGGUUGGGAUCGUAUACUUCUAUUAUGGCCAAUAAUAGUGAGACAUUUAAUUGAUGAUCAAAGUCCGUUAUUUGGGAUGACACCUGAUGUGAUGCAUAAUGCUCAUUUCGAGCUUAUUAUGACUGUCGAAGGUAUUGUCGAAGCUACCGGUAUGACAUUCCAGGCUCGAACUUCAUUUUUACCUGAUGAGAUACUCUGGGGAUACAGAUUUCGUUCGAUGGUUGUAUUAAAUGAAAAAAUUGGCAGGUAUGAAAUACAGUAUAAAUUAUUUGAUGAAAUUGAAUCAGUUGAUGGGAUAAAUCUGAAAGCAAUGGAAAUUGAUGAUAAUAAUGAUGAUUAUGAUUCAUCAAGAAAUAUCUCCGGAUUCAUUUGA
This is a messenger RNA of Brugia malayi, 1083 nucleotides long. RefSeq lists its product as uncharacterized. The transcript is spliced from 9 exons. Bases 1 to 1083 code for a protein of 360 amino acids. The record is from RefSeq and is a predicted model, not a curated record. Gene Ontology annotation, cellular component: plasma membrane. Gene Ontology annotation, biological process: regulation of monoatomic ion transmembrane transport; potassium ion import across plasma membrane. NCBI's taxonomy places the organism in Eukaryota, Metazoa, Nematoda, Chromadorea, Rhabditida, Onchocercidae. Gene Ontology annotation, molecular function: inward rectifier potassium channel activity.